Messenger RNA from Juglans regia (Persian walnut), 837 nucleotides. RefSeq lists its product as uncharacterized. Lineage: Eukaryota; Viridiplantae; Streptophyta; Magnoliopsida; Fagales; Juglandaceae. The record is from RefSeq and is a predicted model, not a curated record. The transcript has 2 exons. The coding region runs from base 209 to 799 and encodes 196 amino acids.
UCUGAGUUUUCUUCCUGCCCCGACUUUUUAUAAACCAAGUCAGUUGACACCAACAUCACCAUUAUUAUUAAUGGAAAACAAAAUUUCUUUGAUUGCUUUUCUAUGCUCCACCCCAUAGUUGUGUUUUUUAUGGUGGUGGAUACUAGGUUAGAUUUACAGUGGCGACAUUGAUUGUCGUUGCUAAUAAUACCGAAAGCGGUAGGCUGCCAUGCAAGGUGGGGGGACUCCUCCGACAAGGAAGGUAAUGGUGAUAGCAGAGCCAACCCGAGAGUCAGCGAUCGCAUUACAAUACACUCUAUCACAUGCAAUAUUUGAGCAAGAUGAAUUGAUUCUCCUCCACGUUGGGAAGUACCCAAGCUCGCGGCCAAAUGCAUUCUCUACAUUCAUGAGGAGGCCUAAGGUAGGCUCCUCUUCCGCCAUUGCAUUCUCAGAUGUAGGUGGAGGGAACGUGGAUUUUCUCGAAGAAAUGAAGCAUGCAUGCAAGAUUGCUCAGCCGAAACUUCUUGUUAGUGUAAAGAGGGUGGAAAUAGAGGGCAAAAAUAAGGCGAGGGUUAUUCUUUUCCAAAGCAAGAUGCUCAACAUCGAUCUCAUAUUUGUAGGGCAGCGUCGGAGUCUCUCUUCAUCAAUUUUAGGAUGUAGGCGGCCUGGAGGGUCUAUGAGAGCAGCAAAAGUGGUAGACACAGCAGAGUAUUUGAUUGAGAAUAGCAACUGCAACUGUGUUGGAGUUCAGAAAAAGGGCCAAAAUGCAGGCUAUCUUCUCAAUACAAAAACCCACAAGAAUUUUUGGCUCUUGGCAUAAGGCACUCAAAACCUCUGGAUCUCCCAGAGUCGCUCAUC